Plasmodium relictum is the source of this 1269-nucleotide messenger RNA. Its product is annotated as conserved Plasmodium protein, unknown function. NCBI's taxonomy places the organism in Eukaryota, Apicomplexa, Aconoidasida, Haemosporida, Plasmodiidae. The record is from RefSeq and is a predicted model, not a curated record. Bases 1 to 1269 code for a protein of 422 amino acids. The transcript has a single exon.
AUGAAUAAUAUUCCACAUAUUAUUGUAUUUGCAUAUAAUAAAGAAAAUGUAAAAAGUUUCUUGAAAAAUCUAGAAGAUAAAUUCGAAUUCUUAGAAUAUUAUAAAAAUUCAGAUUAUUUUAGAAUUAUAUUUAACAAUAAAAACGUAAGUAAAGAAAAUAACUAUUUUAUAUUUAGAAAUGAGGCAAAAAUUAGAAUAGUAAAUAAAUAUUACUCCGCUGAUGUUAUUAUAUCUUCAUGUAUUGUUAAAACUAAGAAGAAAAAGGAUCAUGAAGGAAAAGAAGAAAAUAAAGAACUAAAACAAGAACAAUCAGACAAAGAAAAGGAAGAGGAAAUAGAUGUAAAACAAAUACUUUAUGAAUGUAUAAUUUUUUUAUUUGACGAUUUUAAUGUAAAUGAAAAAACAUUAAUUAAUGAAAAUCCUUUUAGAAAUUACGAUAAUGAUUGUUUAGAGUAUAUAGAAGAUUCAUUAAAUUGUAAGAUGAUAAAAAAUGAAGAUUUCGAUUUUUCUAAUUUCUAUAAAGAAAUAGGUAUAAAAAUUGCUAUAUUUCCUUUAAAUUUUCAAAAAAGUAACAGUGAAAUUAUGAAUUUUUUUAGUGAAUAUUUUAUUGAAUGUUUAUAUAUAAACUAUAAAUCAGAGCCGUUUAAUAAAACAGACAAACAAGAAAGUUCAAAGAAUUUAAUUUUUGAAAAAUUAAAAGAAAAUAAAAGAAACAAAUUCGAAGAAUACUAUGAAGAAGAUAAUGAAAGAUUAAUAGAAGCGUUACAUUGUCAUAUGUGGAAAAAUCUAGAAUUAAAAAAGAAAAAUGCAAUUAUUCAUAAUUUUGUAAAUAAUGAAAAUAAAAUUAAAAAAGAUACAAAAAAUGAUAAAUAUAUAAAAGAAAAUAAAAUUGAUAGAUGUAAUGAAAAUAUUAAAAAUGAUGAAAUUAUAAAAAACAAAGAUAAUAAUAAUAAUAAUGAAAACAUAAAAGAUAAUGAAAACAUAAAAGAAAAUGAAAAUAUCAAAGAUAGUGAAAACAUAAAAGAUAAUGAACAUAUUAAAGUGGAACAUAAUGUAAAAGAUGAAAAAAAUAUAAAAAAUAACAAAAAUAAUGAUGAAACAGAGGUUAAUAAAACAGACAUAUUUUUGCAAAAUUUUAAUCAAAUUGUAGAAAAAAUAAAAUUAGCUAAAAAUGAAAAUAAAAAUUGUAGUGAUUCUGUUAGAAGAAAAAAAGCAGAAGAUCUAAUCCUUGAAUUGCAACAAUAUUUUUGUGAUAUUGACGAGGAAUAA